CAGCUGAGCAGAGGCUUCAGAGGCUGUGCGGACGUCCUCGUGUUUCCUUGGAUAAAACCACGUCGGAAUGGGGAAAUCACGAUCGGUCACUAGGGCCUAGAAAUAGACUCUCUGCUGGCUGAGGAUAUGUGGAGCCAUCUGCAUGUACCAAAAUUCACAAGAAACUACAGGGGACAACAUAAAUCUGGGAUUGGGUUAAGCAGUGUCACUUCCAGCUGAUUCAGGUGCUUGAGGCAGUUUAGGAAACAAGCUCAAGUUUCAUCAUGCCAGUACAGACAGAUGGACCAGAGGAUUAUAAGGCCAAUUACAAGACCUUAAAGAGGAAAUUGAAACUCCUAAUAUAUGAAAAUGAGUGUUUCCAAGAAGAGCUUCGGAAAGCCCAGAGAGCCCUCUUGCGGGUGCGGCGAGACAAGUCCUUUCUCCUGGAUCGCCUCCUGCAGUACCAUCGGGGUCCUGACUCAUCCUCGGACUCUGACCAAACGGAAGAGUCAGACACUGAAAAUGAUGCGAAGUUGGACACAAAGAGUUGCAGGAAAAGAUUAAGUUUGGAGGGAUCUGGUGGUGGUUCAAACAGCUCCCAGGGCCCCCUUGGAAAGCCGCCCUUGAAGAAAAAGAAGUCUAGCAGCAACUCGAGCAGCAGCAGCAAGUCCAGUAAACAGGGCUCGAAACAGGAAGGAAACAAAACAGCAAAACAACUUGAAGAGACCCAAACAUCAUUGGAAAAUAUAUUUCUCGCAGCCGAGCUUCUCAAAUGCCAUCAAUCUCAUCCCUCUCUCUGUCACUCCACUACCAAGAUUGCGGCAGGGUCAACCAUCACCGGCUCUGGCAGCACAAGUGGCAGCAGUAGCACUAGUGGCCAGGCUACUACCAGCACGAGCAACAUCGUCACCAGCAACAGCAGCAGCAAUAGCAUCAGCAAUGUAACAAAUAGUGGGGCUUUGGUACGCAAGCUUGCAGGAAGCAACGUACCCUCUGGGUCUUCACCUGCACAGCUCCCCACCCGAAGGCCUGGCAUGGGAGGCAGUACUGGGGUGGCCCACACGAGUGAUGGGCAGCUCAGCAGGGAGGAGGUGGAGCGUCGUCUAGCAGCGCGGCAGCCCAUGAACGACUUCACGACCACUGUCUCGUUAACCUUGCCCAACCAGCUGUUCUCCGACAACAUUAUGGAAGGAGACUUCAUGGAGGAGGAAGUUGAGACGUCACCAAGCUACAUCGAGGAAGAUGUCACUGUGGAUUAUGACUGAUGUUAAAGUGUAUAAUUGAGGAAUGCACCAAAACAUACGAUAAAAUCUUUUGACUGGUGUUUAGCAUAUACAAUUAGGCAUAUGUGAAGUUGUAUGAUAGAAGAUAUAAAGGUAUAAGUAUUAUACAGAACCGUACUACCCUGGUGGAGUUUUUUCUUUCUUUCUUUUUUGUUCAUAAACACGUUUCUUUUGUCUUCCUCUUUUCAUUGGUUCAUUUUGUCCAUUUCUGUACAUUGUAUGAUUAAAUGGAAGACAGCUUACAA
This is a messenger RNA of Penaeus chinensis, 1507 nucleotides long. Its product is annotated as secreted protein C-like. The record is from RefSeq and is a predicted model, not a curated record. Gene Ontology annotation, biological process: chromatin remodeling. Gene Ontology annotation, cellular component: nucleus; Ino80 complex. The transcript is spliced from 8 exons. NCBI's taxonomy places the organism in Eukaryota, Metazoa, Arthropoda, Malacostraca, Decapoda, Penaeidae. Bases 264 to 1244 code for a protein of 326 amino acids.